ACAUUAAAAAUAAAUUUAUUUAAAAUAAUUAUAUUUUUUUUAAUUUCAAUUGAAAUAUUCAAUAUCAAAUACUUUAAAUUAAAAAUUGAUUAUUUUUAAUUUUGACUAUUAAUGUACCUAACUAUAUUGUAUUAAAUAUACCUAUCUGUAUUGUAUUAAAUCGUAGAUUAUAGAAAAUGCAUGAAAAAUAACCUUAAAAUUAAUAAAUAUGUUUAUUGUAUGUUAAACUACUUGAUAUUACAUUUGUAUAAUAUAAAUAUAUGAUGAUUCCUAAGUUAAAUUCGCAACAACAAAAUAUUGAAGAUCCCGUAGAAGAGAUGUUAAAAAAAACUGGUUGUAUGGAAUUUCAUUAUGAAGUUCAAGAGUGUAUAGCAGAAACUCAAGAUUGGAGAAAAUGUCAAGAACAAGUAAAAAGAUUCAAAGUAUGUAUGGAUAAAUAUCAAAGAAAAAGAGAAGAAUCUUAUUCAAAUGAAUAAACAUGUCAAUAAUGCAUUAUAUAAAAUGUAUGUUUAUUAAUCCUAUUAUAUAUUCAAAAAAUGAACAAUAUAAAAUGGUAAUAGUUGUCCGAUCAGAUAUAUUUAUGGGAAAGGGAAAAACUGCAGCUCAAUGUGCUCAUGCAGCAGUAGAAUGUUGUCAUCAAGUAUCACUUAAUGCAAACUAUCAACAAAUAUAUAAAUCUUGGUUAUUACAAGGCCAAUCUAAAAUUGUGUUAAAAAUUUCUAGUGAAGAAGAAUUAUUAUCAUUAGCUAAAAAUGCUCGUAAAGCUGGUUUAAUUACUUCUAUAAUAAAAGAUGCAGGUAAAACUCAAUUGCAACCUGGAACAAUAUCUACAUUAGGGAUUGGACCAGGUCCAAAACAAUUAAUAAAUAACCUUACUUUGAACUUAAAAUUAUUGUAGUAGUAUGAAAGUAUUAGUAUGUAAUAGUAGUAUGAAAAUAUAAAAGUAGAAGAAAAUAAUAGUAAGAAAGAAAAUAAUCAUAAUAAUAAAUUUUAAUGAAAUUUUAAUAAAAAGAACUAUUUGUGAAUAAUAUAUAAAUAAAUAAUUAAAUAAUUAAUAAA
Apis cerana (Asiatic honeybee) is the source of this 1059-nucleotide messenger RNA. RefSeq names its product cytochrome c oxidase assembly factor 4 homolog, mitochondrial. Gene Ontology annotation, biological process: mitochondrial respiratory chain complex IV assembly. Gene Ontology annotation, cellular component: mitochondrial intermembrane space. The record is from RefSeq and is a predicted model, not a curated record. NCBI's taxonomy places the organism in Eukaryota, Metazoa, Arthropoda, Insecta, Hymenoptera, Apidae.